ACCCACAACUACCAAAAGGAAAUGAGGACUCCAAACUCCUCAUUGCUAUCCCUAAUUUUUGUUCUUCUCCUCUCAUCAACUUCGCGGACAACUUCAUCAAAAACUCAACACAAAUUUCUCCAAUGUCUCUAUCAUUCCAGCAACUCCACUUCAAUAUCCAAAGUUAUUUACACCCCAAACAACUCUUCAUACACAUCAAUCCUGCAGUUCUCCAUAGAAAACUUGCGAUUUGCAACACCCACCACGCCAAAACCCUUGGUCAUUGUUACCCCUUUACAUGAGUCCCACAUCCAAGCAACCAUCUUUUGUUCCAAGAAGUAUGGCAUGCAGAUUAGAGUUAGAAGUGGAGGUCAUGACUUUGAGGGCCUUUCCUACGUGGCUCAUGUCCCAUUUGUCAUCAUUGAUGUUGCAAAUCUUCGAUCUAUCAGUAUCAACACAAAAGACAAAACAGCAUGGAUUCAAGCUGGUGCAACCAUUGGAGAGCUUUACUACAAAAUUGCUAAAAAAAUUAAAACUCUUGGCUUUCCAGCAGGCAUCUGCCCUACUGUGGGCAUUGGUGGACACUUCAGCGGAGGAGGCUACGGAAUGAUGCUGCGCAAAUAUGGCCUUGCUGCAGAUAACGUGAUUGAUGCCCGCAUGAUCGAUGUUGAUGGCAGAAUAAUGGACAGAGAAACAAUGGGGGAGGAUCUUUUUUGGGCCAUUAGAGGGGGUGGAGGAGCUAGUUUUGGAGUCAUUCUUGCCUGGAAAAUAAAACUAGUAUACGUCCCAAAAACUGUGACUGUGUUCACCCUCAACAAGACCUUAGAUCAAAAUGCAACCAGUCUAGUGCAUCAGUGGCAAUACAUCACAGACAAGCUUCACAAAGACAUAUUCCUCAGAGUCGUAGUAAGAACAAUCCAAGAUCAAGAAAAGAAGCCUACAAUGCAAGCUAUAUUUACUUGCUUUUUCCUUGGGAGGGCAGACAAGCUCCUUUCCCUAAUGCAAAAGGGCUUCCCUGAGCUUGGUUUGGCGAAAAAAGACUGCAUUGAAAUGAGCUGGAUCGAAUCCACCCUCUAUGUCGCAAGACUCCCAUACUUUCUGGAAAUCCCAAGUGGAGAAACCAUUGAGUUUUUGCUCCGAAGGACUCCCUUGUCAAAGGGAUUUUCCAAGACCAAAUCAGACUAUGUUAGAAAACCCAUUCCUGAAAAGGUGUUAGAAGGGGUGUGGGAGAGGCUUUUCCAGCUGCAGGGAGCAGCGGCCGAGGUUUUGCUGGUUCCAUUUGGUGGAAAAAUGGGAGAGAUUCCGGCGUCAAAAAUUCCUUUCCCGCACAGAGCAGGGAACAUAUACCAGAUGCAGUACUUGGUCAUGUGGCCAGAAGAAAGCAAUGCAGCUUCUAAGAGCCAUAUUGGUUGGAUUAGGAAGCUUUAUAGGUACAUGGCUCCCUACGUUUCAAGGGCUCCAAGAGCUGCUUAUUUCAACUAUAGGGACCUUGACUUGGGAACUAAUAACAAAGACAAUACAAGCUACGAACAGGCAAGCAUUUGGGGUUUGAAAUAUUUCAAUAACAAUUUCAAGAGAUUGGUGCAAGUGAAAAGCAAAGCUGAUCCUGGGAAUUUCUUCAGAAGCGAACAGAGUAUCCCCAUCUCGUUUGACCCCGAGGAAAUAGAUGGGUGA
Malania oleifera is the source of this 1653-nucleotide messenger RNA. Its product is annotated as tetrahydroberberine oxidase-like. Bases 22 to 1653 code for a protein of 543 amino acids. Lineage: Eukaryota; Viridiplantae; Streptophyta; Magnoliopsida; Santalales; Ximeniaceae. The transcript has a single exon. The record is from RefSeq and is a predicted model, not a curated record. Gene Ontology annotation, molecular function: FAD binding; oxidoreductase activity.